This is a messenger RNA of Hibiscus syriacus, 1150 nucleotides long. RefSeq names its product NAC domain-containing protein 41-like. The transcript is spliced from 3 exons. Gene Ontology annotation, biological process: regulation of DNA-templated transcription. The coding region runs from base 98 to 760 and encodes 220 amino acids. Lineage: Eukaryota; Viridiplantae; Streptophyta; Magnoliopsida; Malvales; Malvaceae. Gene Ontology annotation, molecular function: DNA binding. The record is from RefSeq and is a predicted model, not a curated record.
CUUCGUUUCCUUUUGGUUUCUUCUCUCUCUCUCUCUCUCUCUCUCUGUUUGAUGUCAACCAGUAAGCUAUCUUAAAUUUCCUAGUGUUUUUUCGAGUAUGGGAAGUCAAAAUUUUGUUGUAAAUGGAGGGAUCAAAAUGCCAAUCGGCUUCAGAUUCCAUCCCACAGAUGAAGAGCUUGUGGUUCAUUACUUGAAGAGAAAAGCAUUAUGUCUCCCUUUACCAGCUUCUGUCAUUCCUGAGUUCGAUGUUCUCCAGACUGAUCCUUGGAGAUUGCCAGGCGAUUGGAAAGAAAAUAAGUACUUUUUUAGCACCAGAAAAGAUAAUGACGGUACCAAAAGAUGCAAGAGAGUAGCUGGUUCUGGUUACUGGAAGCCUAUAGGCAAGGAGAAGCCAAUUUUAGCUUCUGGAACAACCAAUGUAGUAGUUGGGAUGAGAAAAGCUUUGAUCUUCUGUGAAAGCAAGUGUUCUAAUGGGACCGAGAAUCGAUGGCUGAUUCACCAGUAUCGGCUGGUUGACUCAGUUGCAACUCUUGAUUCAUCUCAGAUUUCCAUUGGAGAUUGGUUAGUCUUCCGAGUGUUUCAGGGGAAGAGAAACAGAAGAGCUAAAAAACAAGGUCUCAUUUCUAAAAAGACAACUAGUGCAGUUAACAUGUCAUGUUGUAUCGAUUUUACUGUGGAAGACAGCUUAGUGUUUGGUCCUCCUCAACCUACUUCACCAAGUUCAACCGAGGAAGGAAACAAUUAUUGCUUCAGUAUCUAAGCUUUUGCAAGUGAAAAAAUGAUCAAAAGUAGAUAAAUACUAUGAAACAAAUGCAUAUGAAAUGGAAAGCAUCCGAGUAAAGAAGGGUUGUGCAGCAUCUAAUCAUAGCAUCGUGUAUAUCAAUGGUGAUUGGAGGCACAUGGGGUGAGGGGUGGGGGGCUGAUAUUCUGCCCUACAUGGCUACAGCUGAAGAAUUCAAUGCUCUUGUAAACUAGGCUUCCAUUGAUCGAAUCUGUGCUACUUUUUUUAGGCUUUUUUAAUUAUUCUCAGUGUUUCUGAGGCUUUUCAGGCCACACUUGGAAAGUUGAAGAGAUUCUCUCACCAUCUUUUAAUUCCAUGCCAUUUUGUAUGGAAUUUUGUGUUACGCUAAGAAAUGGUUCUGUUGUAUUA